Messenger RNA from Rhincodon typus (whale shark), 5535 nucleotides. Its product is annotated as probable E3 ubiquitin-protein ligase HERC4. The transcript has 26 exons. Lineage: Eukaryota; Metazoa; Chordata; Chondrichthyes; Orectolobiformes; Rhincodontidae. Gene Ontology annotation, biological process: ubiquitin-dependent protein catabolic process; protein ubiquitination. The coding region runs from base 40 to 4185 and encodes 1381 amino acids. The record is from RefSeq and is a predicted model, not a curated record. Gene Ontology annotation, molecular function: ubiquitin protein ligase activity.
CUGUGCACAAAGCAGAGAUACAGUUCUGUGGAGGCAAGCAUGUUAUGCUGGGAGCAGUCAAGAUGCAGACAAGUGGGAUCAGAAAUCCACAUGGAUGGGGUACUACCACAAGUUAGCCCUUUGAAUGAAAUCUUCAGGGAUGAUGAAGUUCAGCAGAUCUGCUGCAGAGCUCGAUUCACUGUGUAUUUAUUGAAAAAUGGCAGAGUUUACAUUUUAUUUAAUGAGCAGAGGAAAAGAGCACGGCCAGAGCUGAUUAAUGGGUUGGAAGAGCUGAAGAUUCACUGCAUGGACAGUGGAACAGCACACAUUCUCUAUGUUUCUGAAGGAGGGGAUGUGUUUUUCAGCAAACUACAAAACAAGAAGCACAGAAGUUUCAUGAAACCUUUCAAAAUCACAGAGCCACAGCUACUGAGAAGCUUAGCAGGAAAGUGUGUUAUUCAGGUUGCCUGUGGAAACAAUCACUCAUUGGUUCUGUGCAAAGAUGGUCAAGUCUUUGCAUGGGGACAGAACACUGGGGGCCAGUUGGGCCUUGGCAGGAGUGGUCACUGUGUGCUCAGCCCCCAACGUGUGGAAUCACUGACGGCAAUCCCUAUGGCUCAGAUUACAGCAGGUGGAGCUCACAGCUUUGCGCUCUCCCUCUCUGGGGCAGUGUACAGCUGGGGAAGAAAUAACCAUGGACAGCUGGGGCUCGAUGACACAAAAUCUCGGAAACUUCCCACGUACGUAAAGCUAUUGGAAUGUAAGAAGAUCGUCUACAUUUCCUGUGGAGCGCAACACACUGCCCUGCUUACUAAGGAUGGGUCUGUUUUUACCUGCGGGGCUGGGAGCUAUGGACAGCUUGGACACAGCACAAGAAGUGAUGAGAUUAAACCACGGUUGGUUACUGAGCUACUUGGGAGUGAAGUCUCUCAGAUUGCAUGUGGGAGCUAUCACACGUUGGUCUUAGUGGCGUCAUCUGGCAAAAUCUACUAUUAUGGUGGUAUCGAGAACAGACAAACAGGAAAUGAAAAACACAGUCAUCGGAUGGUGCCCAGUCCUAUUACGUUCUUAAUCAGUAUACCUCAUGGCACAGAACAGAUUCACGUGACAAUGAGUCAUUCUGCUUCGGAAUUCACCUCGGCACACACCAGGAGAAUGACAAGAGCAGCUGCAAACAGAGUCGAUAGGCACAAGCGGACAAUUAUCACACCAUACUUGGUCCGUGCAACCAGCACACCAGCCAAACAGCGGAGGAUCAAUGGCAAAGAGCGAACGACGCCAAAGUUAACCACACAACCGCUUCCCAGUGGAACCAGGGCUGAGCACGAAACCAAAGCAAACAGGAAACGUCAGCACGGCAGCCAACUCCGAAAGGCCCAGGUUCCAUCGAGACAAGAGCUGGCAAAGUCAUCGGCAGCCAUUGAUACAAACUCCAGUAUUCAAGAUUGUAUAAUGCAGCCAACAGUCAAAAGGAUCUUUGCAGGAGCUAACCAAGGAUUUGCAUUGUGCGGUGUUGAAGUGGAUUCAGUUUCUCCUGAAGUUGAAUGUCCAUUCCUCACUCUGAAGAGAAUUGCUACUGUUGAAGAUUCUCUUCUGGACAAAUGGAGUGCAACAGAUGAUGAGGAACUGUGGGAAAACACAAAGAAGGAAAUUGAUCUUAUCUUUUCUUCUGCUGCAUCCCUGAAUGGAAGUUUUCUGGAAAUAAGCAACGAUGAUCAUUUCAAAACAGGCCUAGCAUCGUCAGGAGUUGACAUGUCAGCAAUGAGCGUAUGGUUUGAGAAACUGGGGAAAAAUCCAAGACUUUUACAAGAGGUAACCAAUGCAGUUCAGACAAAUUUGAUUCCAUCGCUCUCCACAUCUCCUAUUGGUGUGGAAGCUCUUCGCAUUUAUCUGGUUUUGCCUGAACUCCUUGAUGUUCUGACUGAGCAGAGCAACAUUGUGAUGCUUUCAAGUCUUUUGAGCUCAGCCACUGCAUCACUUGAGGGAAGCCAACUGGAAAUCCUUGAAUCUUGGUGGAGUCACCUCAAUGAAUUUUUCUUCAAGAAACUUGUGACAAUGUAUCGAGGUGCAUCUUACAGACUUCUUCAAGAGACUUCCAGCAGCCAAAGGGAAUUUCCUGAUAAACUGUGCAAUUGUCUCAAUAUUUUGCAAAGACUUUACAAGAUAAAUUCCUCAGUGGGUUUUCAAAUCCAGGAGAACAGUUUCUACAUUGCUCCUGCAGAGGUCUUCAGGGAAACUCCUAUUUCCUGUGACAUUGGUGCCAGUACCUGGGAAAGACGAUGCUGUUCCACUGGAACAGUCUUCACCUGGACUCCACUAAGACUCGUGUUCUGGCAAGUUAUGCAACUGGGGCAUUUGAGAAAGAACAAUACAGCGAACUCACUGAUAUCAUUACUGAAAUUAAUUCCCUACUCCUGCAUUUUUAAUAUGGAAACAAAAAUUCAGAUUUUCAAAAGGAUCUCGCACCUGAAAAUUCGGGGAGAAAAAGUCACUGAUGAAAAGAUUAUUUUUGGCUAUAAGGCAAUCUAUGAUAGCCUUAUUCAGGAUAGCAAUUAUUCUAGUCUGGAAAUUUGUCCUUCCACUGGGAACACCGAAACGUCCAAUGGGAACAUUGGUGCUUCUACUGGGAAUACUAAUGUCUGUCAUGACAAUGUUGAUAUCUCUACAAGCAUCACUGAUGCCUCUACUGCGUACACUGAGCCAUCUUAUAGCAAUAUUGAUACAUCGAUAACAAACGUUGAUGCCUCUGCUAGGAUAGUUGAUGUCUCUACAGAGAUGAUCAUUGAUGCCUCUGUUGGAAACACUGGUGCACCUAACAACAAUAUUGAAACCUCUACAGGGAAUGUUGAUGCUCCUGCUGAGAUCGCUGGUACCUCUACCAGAAACACUGAUGCACCUAAUGACAAUCUUGAUGCUUCUACAGGGACCACUGAUGCAUUGACUGGGAGGAAUGUUGGUGACUUCACUGGGGUCAUUGAAUCUACCAGGAACACUGGUGUCCCAAAUGAAAGCAAUGAUGCCUCCUUUGUUGACACUCAAACCAUCAACUUGGAUGAGAUUUCAAAUCAAGACCAGGUCAACUUUGUAUUUGAUGACUAUGAUGAUUAUGAUGACUAUGAUGAUUAUUGUGGUUCUCCUCUGUUCAUUAAUGAAGUUGAUAUCUUAAAUUGCCGCCGCAUAUUGAACAAUUUACUUAAUUUCCCUGACACUGGAUGCCAUCUAGAAAUCGACAGAACACAGAUCCUUCAAAGCACAUUAGCACAAUUAAGAAGCUGUGAUGAAAUUAGACUUCGUGAUUUCUUCCAGGUCACGUUUAAGGGUGAACCAGCUAUUGACCAAGGUGGUGUGUCAAAGGAGUUCUUUUCCAUUAUUACCGAGGAGCUGUGUACUCAACCAAAAAUAUUCAAGUCUUUUGAGGAAUCCAGGCUUGUUUGGUUUCCAGAAUGGGACCCUGAAAUCAUUGAUGUCUUUCACUUGGUGGGAAUCCUCUGCUGGCUUGCUCUAUACCAUGGCUUUGUGGCAGAUUUUCACUUUCCAUUGGCUCUCUACAAGAAGCUGCUUAAUGUCCAACCAACUUUGAAUGACCUGAAAGAACUCUCGCCAACUUUAGGCCGCAAGCCUGUAGGGAGAGAAAUGGUUGAUGGAUCAGUUACUGAACAUGAACUUAUUCCCAAUGGUAAAAACAUUCCUGUAACAAAACAGAACAGAAAGCAGUUUGUUGAUUCCUACAUCGACUAUGUGUUUAACACAUCAGUAGAGAAACACUUUAAAGCCUUUGCAAAAGGAUUUCGAAGGGCUUGCCCACUGCCGGCUGUCGAUAUUUUUCUGCCAGUUGAGCUGAUGGCUGUGAUUCAUGGAAACACCAAUUAUGACUGGCAUCAGCUGGAGAAAAACACAAAGUACCAUGGAUACGUGGAGGCUGACAAAUCCAUUGCAAAUUUUUGGGAGAUGUUUCACGGACUGACAGAGGAAGCAAAGAAACAUUUUCUCGCCUUCCUAACAGGAUGUGACAGGAUUCCAGUUGGUGGCAUGAGGAACCUCAGCAUUACUAUCGUGCAUGUCCCAAAGGAUGAUCCCGAUUUGUACUUCCCAGCUGCCCACACCUGUAACAUGAUCUUGGAUCUGCCCAAGUACAGCAGUAUGGAAAUUCUGAAGGAGAGAUUCCUGCGUGCAAUUGGAUGCUGUAGAAAAUUUGGCAUACAGUAAUGACAAAUCUUCAGAAGACAUUUCUUUAUUUUGACUAUAAUUAUUCUUAUUGGUCAUCAAUUCACAGUAAUUGAAUCUACACAGUGGCUCAUCCCCAUCCUUUCUACCACAACCUCUUAUUACCAUUUACACCUGUGUAAACAUUGACCUGAUAUAAAAAGUGACCUGUAAGGUUUUGGUUUAGAAGGUCAUAAUUUUUCAUAUGCUUCAUGUAAGCAUCAACUUUGGUUUUUCAAGAUUUAUCGACCAUCAGCUGCUCCCGUCCCUGAUCCUUCAAGACCCUCACUUUGCACUCUCACCUACACAAAAGACAGGCAGGAGACACUGUCUGAGGAAAGCCCUAGUGUCGAUCAGCUUGUCCACCUGGAGCUGCUUGAACAGAUGCUCUGGUAAAAUGGGUACUACAGGCGGCCAAACCCCAGCGCUCCCUGAUGAGGCAAUACCACAACGGAAAGAUCUGUCAAUGUAACCCCCAUCCCCCUAAUACCCUCUUCCACUCCACCCACCCUCCCCACUCCCCUCUCCCCGCACCCAGCUCAGAACUAAACUACACAACUGUCUGGCUGUGAAAUACCAGAAUCACGGAGAAAGCAGGAGAAAGGCACUAGUUAAUGAUGCUCUUUGAAGAGCUGGAGCAGAAAUGAUGGGCUGAAUGGCCUGCUUCUGUAACAUAACACUUCUGUGAUUCUGUGGAUUCACCUGGUGGUACCAAUAGCAACACACCAAGAUCAUCGGACAUUCCUAGAUAACCAAUCCUGUACAAGAUACUGCAAAUUAACCCAAAUUAACUGCAUAAAUAUCUCAAAAAUAUUACAGUAUUUUUGUAAAAGUUGAUACUUAAAUUUCUGCCUAAGACAUUGACCUCAAAACUUCACCUUUCUAUGAACAUAUAUAGUUGAUAGUUUUAGUUGAUUGGCUCUUAAUUUAUUCACAUUUUGGAUGUGACAUCAGCAGUUAACAAACUGUAAUUGAAGGAGAUUAAGAUGAUUAUAGUUUCAGGUUUAAGGCAAUAACUAUCAUAAUGUCUCUGGCAAUAAGUCAGUCUUAAACAUGUGUCUUUUUAUACUGCUCAGGAUACUGGUGGCAUCAUGUUCAUAGACUGUAUGUUGGAUAGAAUAAGAAGGAAUGGAUAAUGUUUCAACCUCCAACAUUUGUGAAGUGGUGUUUUCCCACUAAUUGGUUGUGGGAUUGGAGUAGGUGGGACGGCUAGAUAUCCUGGUGCAUUUGAGCCUCAGCAAUUUGUUGCUAUUGUCCCCUUAAAGUAAAGAACCAUCCGAAGGCUCUUCAGGGGAACAUUACAAAACAAACUAUGACGUACAGCCAUGGAACAAAUCCUCGGUCAGAUAACCA